AUGGCCGAGGUUCGACACGAGUCUUCCGGGAGUUCAUUGGAGAACCAGGAGCGCGGAGGCAACUGGAGUGCCGGAAACAGGGAAGACCUGCUGAAGGAGGAGCGCCUGACUCUGGCCCCGGGGGAGGUGAAGAACUACAUGGACGUGGGCUUCGCUUCUGUGUACCUGAAGGGCACAGAGUACGGCAUGCCCAUUAUGAUCGUGGAGGCUGCCGAUGUGGAAGUCACCCACGAGGCGCUGGAAAAGGCACUGAGUGCCAUUUCCUCGGUGCUCCGAGAGCGGGUGGACUUUGCCAUCUGCUACGACUUGCGGAACAUGAGGAGGCCCGCCAUGAGUGACUCUCGUACCAUCAUCAACUGGAUGAACGACGAGGAGCUUAGCGUUUUGCUCUGCAAGCAUGCGAUGAUCACCUGCGUCAUGGUGGGCAAUACCUGGGCUGGGAUGGCGAUCAGCGGAGGCACCAAGCUGAUCCAGGGCCUGUGCUCAGCAAAGAAGCCCACGGCCGUGGUUUAUACCGAGGAGGAGCGGGAGAAGUUCUUGAAGAGCUCCAUCCUGAACUUUAUGGCAAGCAAGUGCGACAGCAGGUCGACUGCUGACGAGUGA
Messenger RNA from Effrenium voratum, 603 nucleotides. Lineage: Eukaryota; Dinophyceae; Suessiales; Symbiodiniaceae. The record is from the annotation of a GenBank genome assembly.